AUGGUGAGGCAAUUGUCGAGAAUGAGAGCUUCUUACAAACGAAUCAGAGAGCAAGCAAGGCUUAAUAUUCGUAAAGGGUAUGUCCCGGUUAUGGUUGGGAGGGAUGAUGAGAAGGAUGGUGCUAAGUUCUUGAUCCACCUCGAUGUGUUCAGAAAUGAGUACUUCGUUGGGUUUCUUGAGAUGGUUGCUCUGGAGGUUGGCUAUCAGAGCUCCGGCGUCCUUAGAAUCCCAUGCCGGACGGAAUGUUUCAUGGAUAUACUGAACCAGAUCUCAAGGAUGAACACCUAG
This is a messenger RNA of Hibiscus syriacus, 288 nucleotides long. Its product is annotated as auxin-responsive protein SAUR71-like. The transcript has a single exon. NCBI's taxonomy places the organism in Eukaryota, Viridiplantae, Streptophyta, Magnoliopsida, Malvales, Malvaceae. Gene Ontology annotation, biological process: response to auxin. Bases 1 to 288 code for a protein of 95 amino acids. The record is from RefSeq and is a predicted model, not a curated record.